GAUGCGGCAGAGCCCCUCCCGCUAUCCCCAGACACCAAGCCCCGCCGGAGCCCGCGCCCCUCGCAGCGCAGCAGCCGUCGCCGGCGCCCCGGGCUGGCAGGAUGUUUGACAAGACGCGGCUGCCCUUCGUGUUCCUGGACGUGGUCUGCGUGGUGCUGGCGGGCCUGCCUUUUGCCAUUCUCACUGCGAGGCAUAUCCCCUUCCAGAGAGGAGUUUUCUGUAGUGAUGAAUCUAUCCAGUAUCCUAUCAAAGAUGACACCAUUUCUUAUGAGUUGUUAGCAGGAAUAAUUGUUCCUUUCAAUGUAAUGAUUAUAAUCGUAGGAGAAGGCCUAUCUGUCUAUUAUAACUGUUUGCACUCGAAUUCAUUUGUCAGAAAUAACUACAUAGCCACUAUUUACAAAGCCAUUGGGACCUUCAUUUUUGGUGCGGCGGCUAGCCAAUCCCUGACGGACAUUGCCAAGUACUCCAUAGGUAGACUGCGGCCCCACUUCCUGGCUAUAUGCCAACCAGAUUGGACACGAGUCAACUGCAGUCUAGGUUACAUUGAAAACUUCCCAUGUCAAGGCGACAAAGUACAAGUUAAUGAGGGAAGACUGUCAUUUUACUCUGGGCAUUCUUCAUUCUCCAUGUACUGCAUGCUGUUCCUAGCACUUUAUCUUCAGGCCAGAAUGAAAGGAGAUUGGGCAAGACUUGUACGUCCCACAGCGCAAUUUGGUCUCAUUGCCGCAUCUAUCUACGUGGGUCUCUCCCGGGUUUCUGAUUACAAACAUCACUGGAGUGAUGUGUUGACUGGACUCCUUCAGGGAGCGGUGGUAGCUGUACUCAUUGUGGUGUAUGUAUCAGAUUUUUUCAAAGUAAGGGGAUGUACCUUUAAACCCAAUGAAGAUUCGCAUACAACUCUACAUGAGACACCAACAAAUGGAAAUCACUAUGGCAGUAAUCACCAACCAUGAUCCUGUGAAGUAUCCUGCUUUCUAAAAGAAAAAUGAUUUAAUGAGUCUCCCUAUGUAAAAUAAAUAAAUGCCUUUAAGGGACUGCUGCUGCUAUAUAUAUAUAUAUCUCUUGGAUGCUCACUUUACAUGUGUAUAUAGUAACAUAACAGCAUUAUGUGUAUGUAAUAGCUUUAAAAAUCUUUAAAUUCUAUUAGUUCAAGCUUACUGCUUAUAAAACACUUAAAUGUAAUUUUUUUAUUAAAAUAACAUGAUAACACUUA
Messenger RNA from Gopherus flavomarginatus (Mexican gopher tortoise), 1213 nucleotides. RefSeq names its product phospholipid phosphatase 1 (gene PLPP1). The coding region runs from base 102 to 953 and encodes 283 amino acids. NCBI's taxonomy places the organism in Eukaryota, Metazoa, Chordata, Testudines, Testudinidae. Gene Ontology annotation, biological process: phospholipid dephosphorylation; signal transduction; phospholipid metabolic process. The transcript has 6 exons. The record is from RefSeq and is a predicted model, not a curated record. Gene Ontology annotation, molecular function: phosphatidate phosphatase activity.